UGUUAGAUGAUCCCUAAUUAAAAUGUAUAAUGAUCAAAUGAUAAUUUAGUAUGCACAAGAUUGUCGCUAACAUAGCUAUUCCCAUUUAGAUGUGUUGGUGCCAUUAGCAAGACUGGUUGACCAUUGUUGGUAUAUCGAAACGCGUGUGGUACUGGACAAGGCUCUCGAGGGAUAUACUUAUAAGGUUUAAUAUUUGAUUUAUUUUUAUUUCAGCGACCGCGCUCGCGAUUUAUGGUAUAUUUGUUAACGCAGUGUUGACAGUGGCCGCAUUGAACUUUGUGUACCGUCUUGAAUUGAAUGGCAAUGUUUUGAAAUUGAUCUACGCGAUAUAUUGCCUCAAAAUACGUGCGCCGUUUCGGCCCGUGGUCUUGAAUUCUAGAUUGCUCUUCAUUUGUGGAGUGUUCGCAUGAUGGUUCAAAAUUAUACGGCUCGAGUCAACUUUUUGUUGACACUGUAGUAUUGUAUACACUCUAGAGUCGUGCUAAUCUUUAGAAUAAUUCCGUAUAGUCCAGUUAAAAGUCUUUCAUCAAGAGAAUUAGUGGACUAUGAACUAGUAUUGUAAUAUACUGGGAUGCGAAUUGUGUCUAAAUAUUUGAGUAUAUUAUAAAAGAAGAAUGGCAUUUUUUCCACAUGGUAUAAGUUGUCAGCUCAAUAGGUUUUGAAUUCGAAUCACAAGUCUAAUUGCUAAUGCGAAUUCUUGCUAGCCAUGUAAAAGUCAAUAUAAAGCUCUGAGGAUUUCAGCCCAUGUUGUUGAUUCUUUCAUAUCAAGUUGCAUUUACACCGCAAGUCUCCCCCGAAGAAGGCCUGUGAUUCUUGUAUAUGGUUUUAAUAAAUCAACGCAGUCACGAAGCUGGGACACAAUAGAUUUGGCUGAUUUGCGCCAUGCACGUUUCCAUCCAAGCUGUUCCAUCCACGGAGUCCAUAAGACCGGAAAAAAGGCACUUGUAAUUCAUAUAUAUUGAACUUGAAAAUCAGAUAAAUUGUUUAAAUUUGAUAUAAGCGCAGGCCUUGGAGAUACAAGACUUUUCUGGUGAAUUCUCGUUAAGCUGAAUAUGCAAAAUAUAAUUUUUAUAUUUUAAGCAAGGAGAUUUUAGUAAGCUAGCGAGGGUCCACCAAAAUGGGGGUAUAUUUAACCCCUUUGCUUGAAGCGUAUAGUGGCUUUUGUUGCCAAGCGGACUGUAAAACUUAUUCUGCACUCGCGCGAUAAGAGUUAUUUCUGUAUCUAAAUCAAUAGGAAAACAAUGUCUGUAUAAUUAAUCCAUUACAAGCAGACGCUUUUAAUAAAUAUCUAUUUAAAAAAUGCUACAAUAUCUUGUAAACUGAUGAUACGAGUUAAAAAAAAAAUUAACACACAAUUCACAGUGAUAUUUUGACCCUUUUCAAAGUCAGUUUUAUAACUAACAAAGGGUCUUAUCAUCCUAAGACAUUCAUCCAUUUUACCAUAAUCUAUUCGACAUAGAAUAUUAAGCUAAAUCGUAUUAUAAGUCGAGUAUAUAUGCAUUAUCCUCCUAUUUUUUGUAUUCUGCCUACAAAAGCAGCCAAGGGGAAAACCAGAUUGCUCAACGUGAGGGCCCACGCCAUAUAUGUUCGAACGUAAUUUUGGGUUUCAUAAAAACAUUGAAGAACCAUCAAGCUUAUUAUGGGAGCAAUUAUAAUAUUUUAAUCUUUUACACUUCCUUAAAUAAUUUGGCUUUUUUUAUGAAUUACGAGGACCUGUGUAAGAAUUCGCUACGAAAUGUAGUUGACUGUAGUUGGCUCAGAGUCAGAGGUCAACAUUAAUUUUUCUGCAUACAUACAUGUGGUAUGACAAUAUUUAUACAUUCAUUAUCAUGCCAAACACUGUGGUAAAAGUCGUUAAAUUUAAGGAUCAGAACAUGCGAAGGAAAAUUAAUGAAAUAUAAGCGCCAAAAGCUAUUUCCGAUGUCUAGAGCUGGCAAAUUCUUUAAAUUUCUAAAUUAGGAACUGUGUUUAUAAGUACGAGCUUUGUUUUUGAACGCACGGUUUAACGCGUUGCUUUGAUACAGUAAAGUGAUUAAAUAUAUACAUAUAAACUAAUGUUUGCUGAACGAUUUUAUACACUGCCCUGUGUGGAAUAGACUGGUAUAAUAUAUACAAAAACAGAGCUGUUUCCUUCAAAGCAACUGUAGUUUGCGAAGAAUAAGGGAAUCCAAUAUAUGAAUAGGAUGAGUUUUAUCUAGUAUAUAUCAAGAUUUUGGUUAGACCGCUGCACCGGAGUCACAGGGUCGCAGGUUCGAUUCCAGUCAGGGAUCUUUAGUUGCAUUUUUCACAAUUGUUCCCGGUUAGAUCUAAUAAAUGUAUAUAAAUUUCCACUGGAUAAUUUCCAUCUAUACAUAGGACCCUUUAUCUAGUAUAGACUAUGGAACAAUAUCAAAUGACGCAUUUGAUUGAAAGAAGACAAUGCUAGUAUAUUCGCAUGCCAAUUCUCGAAAUGUGCACCAGGAUAUAUCUGCUAUAGCUGCUUGUGUUUCGAAACGAAAGCUGCGCAUUGAUAGGGAUUCGUUUUUUCCUAUUCGUAGUUGCAUUCCUAUGAAUCCAAAUCUUUCUUAUUAUUGGACUACCUACGCGGACACAGACAACUCAAGAUUGUGUUUUAAAAUCUCGACAAUAAUCUUGCCAACAAUGUUUUGAGUUGUGUAGAUAACAUGUUUAACCUUACAUCGUUCGAGUGGGUGGAAACGCAUACUUCAAGAUAUUGAUAUCAUAUUUCUGCCAACGCACUAUGCAACACCGAUGUAAGACCUUUUGACAUGACCUAUAUAGACUAUAUAGCUCGCUUAUCUGCUAUUCUAAUUGGUUACAAUCAUUGGAGUUGAGACUUAAAACUAAUAGAUUGAUAGCGAUUUCAAAUACCGCAAUGUUGUGUUGACAAACGUGGCCUUUGCCGAGGUUUUUUAACAAACGUUGAGGAGUUUUAACGUAACCGCAAUAAGCUACUUCAAAUGUGUGGUAUAACUUCGUAAAAGAACCACCAUUUAAUGAGAAAUAUUUUAACCACUUCUGCAUGGGAAGUUUGGAAAUAAUAAAAUAGAAACAGUAUAAAUAAAGUAAUGAAGAUAGAAGAUUUAAACUGAUCUAUAGAGACCAAUAUAAUUGAUGACCCUUACCUCAAUGAGCAUCUUAGGAGAACUGUUUAGAACUGAUAGAGCCAUCUAAUACAAGCAAAUCUAGUUUAUUUUUUCAAUUAAUAUAAUAUUUGAAAUUAAGUUUAGGGGAAUACUCUAAAAUGUCAGCCAGUUUUGGAAUCGUUAUUAACGUGAUUAUAUCAGAUUUAACGUCGGUGACACGUUUAUCUUCGGGCCAACAUUGCGGCAAACGUUUUAUCUUUUAUUGCACGUGGUUAUAGUUAAGAUAUAUAGAUAGGAAUGAUAGAAUAGCGGCUUAUAUAUACGAAACCGUUGACUGAUACAACGCUUGCCUCGGGCUAAGCUUAUAGGAAUUUGGAAAUCAGUUUCUAAAAUUGUAUAUGGCUUGCAUUUCGUUGGCAGAAUUCUCAGUUGCGUUGUUCUCACAAUGUUAAAUAUUUUGAUACGGAGCCAGGAUUUUCAAGCGUUGUGUUUUUAAAUAACAAAUAACUUGUGUAUGGGCUGGAGUUAAGUUGUUUUUAUAACGUCUUAUUUGACUAAUCUGGCGAGUGCAUGGAUUCAAUUUAUGCCCAGUAUUAAAAGCGUCGGAUUGAUAGGAAUACAACAAUUGAAAAAUACAACGAGAACUUAGCAAAGGAGGCCCGACAAAGAGCCUUCGUUUGAAAGGGUCGAAGUUCUCAUUGCAUUUUUCAGGUAAGUUGUAUGACUUGUAUCCCUAUCAAUCCAAAGCUUUCUGUAAUAAAUUGGACAGAUUAUAUUUAUAACAUUCUUCAUUUUUACUCGUAUCUUAUUUGUUUUAUUUGAGUCUAACAAGAUGCUUACAUGCUCGGCUAAUGCAUGAUUUUUUUUUAUAAUUUACUAUAAUUUAUUGGUUUAAAUAUCCCAUGCAGGCUUGUAUUUCGGCAAUGACCUUGACUUUUGUACUUCGUGCGUCUACAUACUUAUUUCCGACUUGCAUCUGAUUGAUCUGAAGGUCUUCAACAUGAAAGACUUGAAUUUUAACGUGUAUGUCGUGACUCACUCUUAACACGCAUGUACUUUAAAAUAGAACUAAGAAUUGGAGUUCAUUUUCAUAAAUGUCAUGCAGAUAUUAGAUCUAUAACAUCCCAAUUCCCAUACGUUUUUUAUUUACAUUAAAAACAUGUCUGUCAGCAAAAUUUCGAUCAGGCAGUGGGAUUGUUUUGCUUUGAAAUUAACUGUGCGCGACAUUAUUAAAAUAAGGAAGUUUUAUGGGAUUUUUUACUUUGUGUCGGGUAAAAAAUAGUAUAGAUGUAAAUCUAGACGACGUUGAAAAAAUAAAACAGAAACUGUCCAUCUUAUACCUCCGCUUGCUACGAGGCCGGAGUAAAAAUGAAAAGAGAAAAUAUAGAAAUAUACAAUAGUUGCAUUUUUCGGUUAAGGUUAGGUCUAAAAUUCCAUAAUAACCUUUGGCUCGGAAUGGGUGAUUCCAGCUAUACUAUAGACUAAAUUUUGAUCAAGGCAAGAGGAACGAAAUCCAACACCACAGCUAAAAAGAGCGUCUUAGAAUGAGUAAAACUGUAAAGAUUGGUUGCUAAAUGUUGUAAGAUGAAGAAAAUAUAGCCCUGUGGCUGUGAAGACGAUAUUUUCCUCAUUUUACAACAAUUGGCAACCAAACUUUUGCAAUUUUACUCAUUUUAAGAUGCUCUUUCCAGCUAUGGUAAUGGCAUUCGUUUUUCUUGUCUAGAUCAAAACUUACAUAAAAUGUACAAGAGUUCGAGACGUUAAUAGUUCGAGACGCCCAAAAAUCUCGGAAGAAAUACAAUAUGUUUAUCGGAAAUCGAUAUUUGAAUGCCCUCCAAUCAUCGUGAGUGACAUGGCUUUAUUUGCGUAGUACUUGAUAAUAUUUGAAGCAUGCGGAGGUGAUGGGGAAAAAUUCUAGAUCUACCAAGUUCCUGGUGUGGUUAUAUAAACCUGAUCAAGCAUCCCAUGGUGUGAAGUCGUUUUUUCGCCCCCCGCGCCAACUAGGUGUUAAAAUUUCGUCAUAAAACGGAUGAGAUGGUUUUAUAUCCUCAUGUCCGUUUUUUGACCCUCUCAUCCGUCCGCCGUCUGUCCGUCCGCAUCCGCGUUUUGCCCCAACCUCAUAAAAUGUCAUCUAUCUAUAUAAUUUUGGUCUUAUAUUAAAUCGAACUUUAUUUCAAAAUUGAUAAUUAAAAUAUACCAUUGUUUCAUUCCGCUUUGCAUAUAUUUUUCUAACAUUUAAUUUAAACAACUGUUUUUUUAUGUCAUGACUGCAUGUAACUUGUUUAUGUAUGCUCGUGUGCAGCGGCGGCGGAACAGAUUUCGUUCUGGGGGGGCUAAAUUUUUUCGGCGACCUCCCCCCCCCGCCCCCCCCCGUCGCCAAAAAAAUUUCGGUCAGUGUACCACUUUAGGGGUACAAUAUAUAAAAAAAGGACGAAAAAAAUUUUUUCGGACUUAUAUCAAAAAAUGUUUUCGGAAAUACACUUUUUUUAAACAAAAUAUGGCAAAUUUGUCCCCUUAUACCUAAAUUUUCAAAAAAUAACCUAAAUUUUUCCCUAAUUAUCAAAAUUUUUCCAAAAAAUUCAAAUUUUCUGGGGGGGGGGCUAAGCCCCCCCCACUAUUACUUCUGGGGGGGCUUUAGCCCCCCUAGCCCCCCCUGUUCCGCCGCCCCUGCUCGUGUGAUAUUACUUUGAGUGUAUACCCACACCGGGCAGGCUUGGAAAAUAUGCCUGCAUCACACGAGCAUCUUAUUCACCUAAGUAUAUUACACCAACACAGCAAAUAUCUUGUUUAUGUAUGUUAUUUACAAUGAAAGACAAAUCUGUGGGGACGUUGGUAGAAGUGUUGCGUAGAAGUCCUAACAAAUUUUGAUCAAUUAUAAUACUAUAACUGGUAUAAUCCUAAUUUUUAAUCUAGUCUCUCUGUAUUUACAGACUUAUAUUGGUAGCACUGUUUGAAUAAAGUUAGUUUGUUUUAUAUAUACAAAGAAAAUACUCCAUUAAGGUCCAUUUUCCUCUCAAGAAAAAUUUCCAUGGACAGAAAAUAUUCCGAAAAUAUCAUUGUUAAAAGUUGAAAAUUUUCAAUUCAAAUUUUUUUUCCGACGGAAAAUUUGUGUCGGCCAAUCACGUUUUACAAAAUUUCUCUGAGUGGAAAAAUGUACAUUAACAUAUUGAUUUAGCGAAACAUGAUAUUAAAUUUGGCGAGCAGGUUUUUAAAAUUUCAACCUCUGCCAAUGAUGAAGAAUUACUAUCCAAGAACGUCUCUGUUAAAAAUAGACUGAAUCUUUUAGGAUCUGUUCCAACCUGUUAGCAAUCUCGCAGACACUUUUUGGCAGUCGUAAUUUGCAUCGGUUUCUAAACGCCUACGUUUUUUAGGGUGAGGUGAUACGAAAGGUCAAAAAUGUCGUAUAAUAUGUCAAAUAAGAUAUGAUAAGCCGAAAGGGCCGGGUAGGAAAUUGUCGCAUGAUAUAUUAUGGGCUAGCCCGUCUACAUCUUUGACACUCCUUAACUGAAGAUAAGUUAAAAGUUCUUUAAAAUAUUUGCAAAGAGUUUUACAGAAAACUCGGUUGUUGAAAAUAGGAUAUAAAAGAGCAUACAUAUAUGAACACUGUGGCCAGGCAUAUUUUUAAAGCCUGCCCGGUGUGGAUAUACACUCAGAGUAACAUCAUACAAGCAUCUUAUUCACCUGAGUACAUUACACCAACACAGCAAAUAUCAUAUGAACAAGCUUUCGUUGGUGUAGGGAUGCAACUGCCUGAAAAAUAUAAGGAGAAUCUCGACGUCGAAAUUCUCCUUAUAUUUAUAGUUGUAUGCAUCCAUACGAACGAAAGCUUGUUCAUAUUAUCCUGUGAUAUUAUUGACACUAUACCUAUACUGCACUAUUCCAGAUUAUAUUUUAUAUUUCAGUUUUCCUUUUGUGUUUACCAAGACUAAGGGGCCGAUUACAUGGAGCAUUUUCAACCCCGGGGUUGAACUCAGCCCUGUUAACUGGGUUGAAAUUUUUUGCGACUACAUGGACGAUUUCAACCCCGGGGUUGAAACGCUAUACUAUACGUUCUCGGCAUCGAUUUCCGGAAGUAAAAAAGCCUUUAUUUUGUUUUCUUGUAAUAAAUAGUCACUACCACGCAUGCUCGAAUAACUCAUUAUAAUUUCAGCCCUGGGUUGAAACGAUUACAUGACAAAAUUUUCAACCCAAGACUGAGUUCAACCCCGGGGUUGAAAUUUCAACCUUGCUAUAGCUGAAGCAGGGUUGAAAUUUCAACCCCGGGGUUGAACUCAGCCCUGGGUUGAAAAUUUUGUCAUGUAAUCGCGCGUUUGAUUUUGAUAGAGUUUUGUAUUACAGACAGGGCUGAAAUUUCAACCCGGUAAACAGGGCUGAGAUCAACCCCGGGGUUGAAAAUGCCCCAUGUAAUCGGCCCCUAAGAAUAGCACAUUCCUAAUCAAGGUUAUUCUUAUAUUAUAAUCAAAUAUUCUAUGAAUCACAAAAGAGCGUAUAUAGUUACAUGUAUAUGGGAUCAAACUAUGCUUUCACCAAGCGCCUUUCACCCUGAGAAUGUUGACAGGGUGGGUCAGGCUUAAUACACAAUAGUAGGUUUACAACCUCAUCAGCUGACUAGCUGCAGUAAAAUUCAUACCUUAGUCAAAUAGGUAUUAUCAUAAUUAUAUUAUUAUAUUCUUAUUACAUAGAGAAUAAUACAUGGCCCCUGUGGAAAUCAGCUUCGGUUGACGGGGUUAGCGUGGUUAAAUAAAGUUUUCUAUCUAUCUAUCUAAUACCAGAUUUAUUUCGAGUGUUGAUAUCAUGCAUAUUCAACACGAGAAACAAAUCUGGUAUUUCCAAGCACCCAUGUAUUUUUCUGUUUAUUAUAAAAACAAAAUUCAGUUAAAAACAAUAAAACGUCCGUGGCAAUGCGUUUUACAACAAAUGAUAUUUUCACACGUAAAAUAUCGUAUUUUUUACGCGUGUUUAAGUACGAUUUUUCUCAGUGGCCAAAAACUCUAUAUGACACUUAUGUUUAAUAUAUAAUAAAUAUUAUUAUUGCAUCAUUAUGUACUAUUUAAAGCACGCGUAGGAGUGUUUUAUCACAUAUAAAACACGACGCGUAGCGGAGUGUUUUAUAUGUGAUAAAACACGACUACAAGUGCUUUAAAUGGCUUCAAAAACGACUCAUCUUAUACGAGUUCAUUGGCGAAGUAAUUUUUAAAAUAAACUUUGUCUAAACGGAGAAAAUCAAAGCUAAAGUUUAUGUAAAUUAACAUGAUUUUUCAUCACAUAUAAAACCACGACACGCUUAUGAUUUUUCUUUGUGUUUUCCUCCUGAAUUAUUAAUGCUUUUGAUUAUAAGAAUUAUACGUUUUAACAUUCUCGAUUAUUUUCUUUCGUAAGAUACGUUUGAAUUGGCCACGAUAUUUUAUAAAUGUUGUCGUAUUCAUGGGAUUAGAUUACGGUUGAACAACAAGUUCCCAAAUCCCAGCAUUCAUGCAUAGCAAGCGUCGCGUGCCACCAUAUAGGGUAAAUCUAGGUCAUACUAAUUUCACAGUUUAUUACGCUAUAAGUGGUUAUCAGGGCCAAGCACGCUAAGGACUUAAAGUACUUCUAAAAUUGCUCAGCAACUAUUAAAUCAUUUUGUCCAUAAUUAUAGGGUGCACGUAAAAAAUGUUGUUGUCAGGCUUUGCGAACGGAAUUCCACCAUGAUUUAUUUCCGAGUAGACAUGGUGAUUAUGCCAUGUGUUUGGGUGGGGAUGGAAGGAAUUCCAACGGUCCAUUGAUGUUUAAAGUGUUGAUACGAAAUUUUAACAUGCAUGAAAUAAUGAAGAAUACAAAAUUAUAGGAAUAGAUAAAGCUAUCCAGUAUAAAUAAAGUUAGUUUAGUUUAGGUUUCCUCCUGUAGUAACACUGGAUCAAUAAGAGAUGAUCGUUAAUGGACCUCUAGGGAGAACAGUUUAGAACUGUUAGAGCUACCCAGUAUAAAUAAAGUUAGUUUAGUUUAGGUUUCCUCCUGUAGUAACACUGGAUCAAUAAGAGAUGACCCUUUGGGAGGCAUACAGAACUGUUCAAGCUAUCACCAUCUAAAUGUGGAGCAAAUUUCAUACACAUGUAUUGAUUAGAUGACAAACAAGCUAAAUUUAAGAAUUAAGUCACCUUGUAAGGGCAAGAGUUCAAACUCCACAUUCCUGCGAUUUAAGUACCGUGUUUAAGAGGACGACUGCACACGAGUACCUAAUUUAGAUUCGUUGGUGACAGUAAGAGACAUCAUGUUUAAAUAUAGUUCAUAAAACACUUCAGGCACAAACAUAUUAUAUAUACCAUCAUCUCUAAAAAUAAUGUCCACUCACUGAAAUUUUGAUUCUGCAUGUGUUACAACAGGAGGAAACCUAAACUAAACUAACUUUAUUUAUACGGGAUAGCUCUAUCAGUUCUAAACUGUUCUCCCUAGAGGUCUAGUAAGGAUCAUUGUUACUACAGGAGGAAACCUAAACUAAACUAACUUUAUUUAUACUGGAUAACUCUAUCAUUUCUACACUGUUCUUCCUACAGGUCCAGUAAGGGUCUUCUCGUAUUGAUUCAAUGUUACAACAGGAGGAAACCUAAACUAAACUAAAUUUAUUUAUACGGGAUAGCUCUAUCAGUUCUAAACUGUUCUCCCUAGAGGUCCAGUAAGAGUCAUUCCUAAUUGAUCAGAUGUACCAUGCUGAUAUAUAUAGCACAAUCCGCCAUACUCAUGAACAUGCUGGACUUUGGUAUAUGUAUGAUCCAGUGGCAGUGUUGCUACAGAAGGAAACCUAAGCUAACUUUAUGUAUACUGGGUUGCUCUAUCACCUCUGAACUAGAGCUGUUAUCGCUAUUAAACCUCAAGUAAAGGUCAUUAGAUGUCUUAUUGGCUCAUUAGUCCAGUCCUAGUACUACAAGAGGAAACCAGAAUAACCGGGAAAAUCCAACAGUGCUUGGCAAAAUAAAACAGAGGCGAAAUUAUUAUCGAAUCGAGCACUAAACAUUGAGCAAGCAAAACACCAGUUACACCACUAGAUGAUCUCACAGAAUUAAGCUCUUCUGUACUCCGAAAGAUGGAUUUAGGUUUUGCACGAAAACUCGGGCUGCGUUUACCAGAAGAAUGCGGAACAGUAGGAAAAUUAGCCCUGUACAGAUGUCUUGGAACAAACUCCGUUUGAACGUGCAAAUCAAUAACACAUUUGUCACAGUGGGAGCCAUGAUUCAUUUUGGUAACCCCCCAAUACUACAAUAAUCGGAUUUGCAGAUUCUCUCUGUACUAAUAUAUUCAUUUAUUUGCAAAAAUGCUCAUCAAGAUACCAUUGCUAGCCAAUUAUCGCCAGGUUGGCACCUUUCUGAAUUGUCGCACUGGUGUAAUGGGAAAAUAUUGAUCAACUUGCUUUGCAGGUCCUAUAGUAACACUAGACCAAGAAGGGGUUACCUCUGAACUAGAUCUGAUCGAAUUAUCCAGUAUAAAUAAAGUAGAUUAGUUAAGGUUUGGGUCAAUAAGGCAUGAUCCAAUAAGGCAUGAUCCUUACUGGAACCUCGAACAGAACAAUUUAGAACUGAUAGAGCUAUCCAGUAUAAAUGAAGUUAGUUUAAGUUUCCUCCUGUAGUAACACUGGAUCAAUAAAAGAUGAUCCUUACUGGACCUCUAGGAAGAACAGUUUAGAACUGAUAGAGCUAUCCAGUAUAAAUGAAGUUAGUUUAAGUUUCCUCCUGUAGUAACAUUGGAUCAAUAAGGGAUGGUUCUUACUGGACCUCUAGGGAGAACCACUGCGGAGAACAGUUUAGAACUGAUGAGGCAAUCCAAUCGCUUAUACCCCUUGCUAUUUCACACGUCUGCGCGGAUUUUCCUUUAAUGAAAGCCACUUGUCUGCUAAGGUGAAAGGGUCAAUUUCAUAUUCUUUCAUCAAUUAAAAUUACUACCAUAUUCUCCAUUCGUUUUAGGCUCAUUCCAUGUUCGUAACUUCAUGGCGACGUGACAGACCGAUCUUUGUACCCCGCCUUUGACUUGGAAAAUACAGGAAUUAAAGAUACUGGCUUCCUUAUCAAAACAGAAUUUUUGAGAAAUCGUGUUUUCAAAAACAUCAGCUUAAUCUGUCUAUUCGAAGGAUUCAAGAGGCACAAAGCUUUACCGAGAAACAACGGCUAAUUUGGUUUCUGUCUCCUGCAUUUAAGAAACACAAAAGGGUCAUCUGAAAAAAAUUAGUGCUUUUGUCAAGCAGGAAUUUUUUGAACGGCGUCGUGGUCUGUUUCGUAUAUUGCUUAUUGAAAGUCAUUGGAUUAAAAUAGCACUGGUGCUCUUUUGGAAACAUAACAUAUCUGUGUAUUCGUCGUUUGGUUAAAAUAACUUUUCUGUUUGUCAUUUGGAAGCGAAUUGGAGAGUUAUUCAGGCGAAGAAUACGUGGAAAAGUUCUGGUUUAGUAUUUGAAAAGGAAAUAUACUUCAAAUUUUUUAGACGAAUUUGUGUGAUAGCAAAGAUAUUUCACGGUGCAAAAAUAUAUCAAUUUUAAGAAGAUUAUAUUAUGGCAUCGAUAUUUUGGAAUGUUAUACUGCUAUCUUUAUUCUUUUGCGCGAGUUACGGGACUCAAGUGAAGUGGACAAUUUCUUUACCUAACAAAUGUGUAGCAAACGACACCGUGUCUGGAGUCUGUGCACGGUCAAGAACAGUCCAGUGUGUAAAGACAUUAAGCGGUCAGAUUAUUCCGGACUAUUACUGUAACAACGUCUCAACAAGACCCGCGUCGUUGAUCGAAUGCGCCACUCAAAAAUGUCCCGGACGUUGUGUCGUCAGCAUGUGGUCGUCGUGGCAACCAUGUGACGUAGCGUGUGCACGCAAGUUUAAGUUCAGAAUACGCAGCGUACGAUGGCGUGACAACGAUGCAGUCGCGUGUCCACCGUUAUUGGAGAAGUCACCUUGCUCCCAAUGCGCUGGAAAUUCUAAUGCGUUUUACUUAUGGUUGGUUGGAGAUUGGGGCAAUUGCCGCGCUUUUACGACGGUACCAGUUUAUAAGCUUAACGCCAAUCAAUCAAAUGUCGCGGCGAGCGGAAAGAACUUGUGCGGAGCGAAGUUAAAAAUUGGUAAAGCGACGCGGAAGGUGAAAUGCGUCGAUACAAACGGAGUCGAGCAAAAAGUGCGCAAGUGUUUGAAUUCGAAGGAUAAAGAUGGCAGAAUUACCCAACGUCCUGAGCGGAGUAAAGUUUGCCAUUUUGCAUGUGAUUGUCACGUGUCAGCGUGGAAUGCGUGGAGUGGUUGCCCGGUUGACUGUAGCCGCACGGAAGAAAGUCGCACACGCGGAAUUUUGUACCCUCCCCAACUUGGUGGCAAAGCAUGCGGGCAUUUGGUUGAGACAAGACCGUGUAAUACGAAGUGUCCAAGUUAUACGUGGUAUGCCUCUUCAUGGGGUGAAUGUAGGAACCAAGGGGAUAUGAAUACAACUCGUUGUGGUGAUGGCUUUAAAGAACGUGUUGUGUUUUGUAUUGAAUCGAACUCGGGGAACGAUGUCCAGCCCGUUGGAGACCACUUGUGUGACGCGGCGAGCAAACCCGUUGCUAGGCAACUCUGUCAGACACCGUGCCCACGUGACUGUGUGGUCAGUGGUUGGAACGCAUGGGAACCAUGCUCCAUUUCGUGCGGGGCUGCUGGGGUUAAAAGACAGGUUCGAAGUGUUGUCCAGGCGGCGAAAAACGGUGGGGCGGAUUGCCCUAGUCUUGUUCAGAUGUCCAAAUGUGAAGUGGUUCCAUGCGCAUCGUGGUCCUCCGUCCAGUGGAGCCAAUGUAUAUCGGCUGCGCGAUGUGGCGGGGGGAUGAAGCAUCGUUUGGUAUAUUGUCGUGGGGUGGCGGGUACGUGGAAAAGGGAUGAUGUCUGUUCAGGGCAACCCACUCCACUUCGUACUAUGAACUGCACAGUGCCGUGUCCUAACGAUUGUGUGGUGAGUGAGUGGGGAGAGUGGGGGACCUGUUCCGAAUCUUGUGGCGCACAGGGGGGUGUGCAGGUCAGGAAACGCAGCAUCUUGGCCUACCCUAGCUCAAUACGGACCCCGUGUCCCUCAGCUGAUAAACUGAUCGCGACCCAGAAAUGCAAUGUGGGGAAAUUGUGCGAGAGCACGUACAUGUGGAAGACGACCACGUGGGGACCAUGUGAACGGAACGUGACUGGCAAAUGCGGGGAUGCCGAGGGGAUCCAAAGACGCGGAGUGCAUUGCGGGAACGAUGUGAGGAAUUUUACGAAUGAUACCCAGUGUGGAAAUAUGACGAAGCCGCCGACAAUGAAACAGUGUGAUGUACCGUGCCCGAGGGAUUGUGUGCUUAGUGCGUGGGGGAAAUGGUCGGCAUGUAAUGCUACCUGUCAAAUUCAAGGUAUGUAUGUGUGCAUAGGCCGAAUUACACUUCACAACUUUUGCAUAAAACUGUCGCAUGCAACCUGCUUACAACUUGAGUUGUACUUUGUAAAUCAAGCACACAACUUGCCUUCGUUGUGUAGUGUCGUAGGUGAGUUGUGUGCUUGAUCUACACAGUACAACUCAAGUUGUAUUAAGCAGGUUGUAUGCGACAGUUUUAGGCAAAAGUUGUGUAGUGUCGUAGGUGAGUUGUGUGCUUGAUCUACACAGUACAACUCAAGUUGUAUUAAGCAGGUUGUAUGCGACAGUUUUAGGCAAAAGUUGUGUAGUGUCGUAGGUGAGUUGUAUGCUUGAUUUACACAGUACAACUCAAGUUGUAAGCAGGUUGCAUGUGACAGUUUUAGGCAAACGUUGUGUAGUGUCGUAGGUGAGUUGUGUGCUUGAUUUACACAGUACAACUCAAGUUGUAAGCAGGUUGCAUGUGACAGUUUUAGGCAAACGUUGUGUAGUGUCGUAGGUGAGUUGUGUGCUUGAUUUACACAGUACAACUCAAGUUGUAAGGUUGCAUACGACAGUUUUAGGCAAAAGUUGUGUAGUGUCAUAGGUGAGUUGUGUGCUUGAUUUACACAGUACAACUCAAGUUGUAAGCAGGUUGCAUGUGACAGUUUUAGGCAAACGUUGUGUAGUGUCGUAGGUGAGUUGUGUGCUUGAUUUACACAGUACAACUCAAGUUGUAAGCAGGUUGCAUGCGACAGUUGUAGGCAAAAGUUGUGUAGUGUCGUAGGUGAGUUGUGUGCUUGAUUUACACAGUACAACUCAAGUUGUAAGCAGGUUGCAUGCAACAGAUUUAGGCAAAAGUUGUGUAGUGUAAAUCGGCCUUAUUGGUUCUAGAGAUAAUCACUAACAAAUGUAGAUCAGCCGAUUCGAUGGCGAUUACGACCUAUGUAAUCAAGUGAAUGUGCGAAUGCUUGCUAAAAAGUUAAUUUCUUGCUUUGUAUUUCCAGGUAUUCAGAUUAGUAAACGAUAUAUACUCCAGAAUGCAGAAUAUGGUGGUCUCGCAUGUUCUAAUGGGAGCCACAAUGGUAUGGAGAUAAAAACCCGACCGUGUCGGAGUAACCAACCAUGUUACAACUACACAUGGAGUGUAACCCCUUGGCGAGACUGUCAGAUUCUUCCCCAGGUGAAAUUAACCCCAUCCACUUGUGGAGCUGGGUACCAGACUAGGAAUAUAUCUUGUGUGCGGUCCGAUGGAAAACUUAUGGAAACCUCGUACUGUUUUGAGUCAAGUCUGGAGACGCCACCUAAGUAAGUGAAUACGUGAGUUUAGUUUUCAGUAUGGUUAGAAAAUCGUUUAGCACAUGAUUGGGGAAGGGGCGCAAAUCCGAAAAAAAAUAUCGAGCAUGCCCCAAACUGAUGAAAAAAUAUCGAGCACGACAAAUUUGUAAAACCAGUAUAUUACAAAAGUUCGGGAAAAAUAUUGUGCGGAGCCGAUGAGGCCCGGGAAAAAUGGAGACUUUCAAAAAGGCGCCUCCCCCCAUCAAAAAUCAAAUGGUCCGUCCCUAAGGAAGGGAUGGGAUGCGAUGGGAUGAGAUAGGAUAGGAUAAGAUGGGAUGGGAUGGAAAGGAAAGGGAAGGGAAGGAGUCAGGCAAGUAUGUAACUAUCUACAGGGAUGGAUUUACGGGGGGGGGGGGGGGGGGUGCUAUUUUUCAUGAUAAAGCAAAAAAUUAUUAGAGGCAAAAUGAGAUACAGUAAUUUGAGUAAUAACAUGAUGAUAAGUGAACAACAAUUACAAUUCAAAUACAGUAGUCAAGCGGUACUGAAGCAAGUUGAUGGGUGGGCGGCACACAUGACCAACACCAGAGCUGGCAGAGCACACCCUCCCCCCUACCAGAUUAUGCUGGAUCCAUCCCUGCUAAACUAAGUAAGCAAAAUGAUUCGUUAUAUUGUAGAACUUUAAAAGAGUGCUGGAAGCCUUGUGAUGAUCAUUGUGUCCGGUCAAGUUGGUCCGAGUGGACUCAGUGUCCGAACAGAUGCACCCGUACUGCUCCUGUCAGAUCCAGAAGACGUCAAGUGGUGAAUCUCAGCCCUGCUCGAGGCGGCUUCAGUGCGAAAUGUCCGAGACUCACUGCUUCAGAUUUUGUUGAAACUGAAGAUUGUCCGAAAAUACCAUGUAAAAGGUAAGAUCACAGCUAAUUUGAUUAAGUUUAAAAAGAUUAAGGAUAAAAAUCAGUUUAGGUUUCUUCUUGCACCAGUAAUUGAUUGACAUCAUGACUGGCCCUAAAUGAAACUCUAAGGAUAACAGUUUUAAUUCAACUGAUAGAGUUAUUACGAAAGUCACCGAACUGUGGAAUCGCAUCAAAAAUUCGUAUAUCGACCACUCCCACAAACGUCUACGACCGCGCCCACAUAUUUUUGCAUGUUUACAAUUCUAAUUUUAAACAGCCAAUCGACGUUUAAUUGCAAUUGUUACCAAGAACCUGAUUGGCUGUUCAAAAUUAGAAUUGUAAACAUGCAAAACUAUGUAGGCGCGGUCGUAGACGUUUGUGGGAGUGGUCGAUAUACGAAUUUUUGAUGCGAUUCCACAGUUCGGUGACUUUCGUAAUAUCCAGUAUAAAUAAAGUUAGUGUAGUUUAGGUUUCCUCCUGUAGUAACAUUGGAUCAAUAAGAGAUGAUCCUUACUGGACCUCUAGGAAGAACAGUUUAGAACUGAUAGAGCUAUCAAGUAUAAAUAAAGUUAGUUUAGUUUUGGUUUCCUCCUGUAGUAACACUGGAUCAAUAGGAGAUGAUCCUUAUUGGACCUCGAGGAAGAACAGUAGCUAUCCUGUAUAAAUAAAGUUAGUGUAAUUUAGGUUUCCUCCUGUAGCAACACUGGAUCAAUAAGAGAUGAUCCUUACUGGACCUCUAGGAAGAACAGUUUAGAACUGAUAGAGCUAUUCAGUAUAACAAAAGCUAGCUGAGUUUAUAGUUUUCAAUCUAUUUUUUAACCUUUUUCUAGCUACAAUUGGUAUGCUGCACCAUUUGCCAGUUGCCUACCGCUCAACAGUGCCACCUGUUGUGGGCAAGGAAGCAAAGAACGGCAUGUCUUAUGUCAAGACCAGUCAGACCUAAGUUUCGUACCUGAAUCACACUGUGACCAAGCAACGAAACCGAGCUCCCGGGAGAACUGCCUUGUUGAAUGCACACAAGACUGUGUUGUGAGCUCGUGGGGUAAAUGGGACCAACUGUGCUCAAACACAUGCGGGAAUAGCCUCAGGACUCGUCAACGAACUGUUCUCAAACAACCGCUAGGCUUUGGCAGGGCUUGUCCUAGUCUCGUAGACAAACAGCUAUGCCACGAACCUGCUUGUAUUUCGUUCACGUGGAAAGUGGGCAUCUGGAAUACCUGUCAGCUGACUUCCCAAGCUGGUAUUUGUGGUAAUGGGACUCAAACUCGUCAAGUUGUUUGUUCACCUGAUCCGGCUCGUGAUUGGAUUUGUGCGAAACAAGCGCCAAAGCCUGCCGUGGUCCAGAAAUGUUCUCUCUCUUGUCCAGGUACUGUAUGUCCCCAAACUGAUCCUUCCACCGUCAUGGACGGAUUUACUGGGGGGGUUAGGGGGAGGGGGUUGAACCCCUCCUAGAAUCUCUCUAACCCCUCUUAUAAAAUAUUCAACCCAGUGGUUCAACUCCACCAAAAUUUUGCUUCACCCCUUUGUGUGAAAGGCUUCAACCCAAACGCCUAACCCCUGCUGCAGCUCACUGAGUGGUGUCGCUUGCACCCCACCAGAAAUUUGUCUACCCCUCCUUUUAAAUAAAUGAAAAUCCGCCCUUGUCCACCGCAGCUGUGCUCUGUGGCCAGACACGACUCGUAAGGUGGCUGCGAUUCAGCUUAACUCUCGGCAUAGUUUGUCAAGAUACGAUGGUCUGGAGGCCUGGCAAACUUCAAAGCUACAAAAUAGAAGACCUUUGUUUGAUGUUGAACUGUUCCUCACCAUGCACAAAUCCUUUGUCUCAACUUCAUUAAAUAUUAUUCAUCGUGGUUGCAUGUUUCAUCUCAGCUAUCCCUAUUGGACGAUUACUUCAUUAUACGAAAAUACAAUGAACUCAAUCACCGUGACCGUGCAUAAAUUAACAUAAACUCAGACAAAAACAUCAAACAACGACUUCUGUUUAGUUUCCAGAAUAUACCUUGAUAGACUAUGCUCUCAGCUGCAACUAAGGUUGAUUAGCAACACCUACGUCUUAAACAUUUACACUAUUUCGAAUAGUUUCUAUAUGAUUUUCUUCUGUGUUGGUGUUGUGUACUCAAACAAUUAUGUCACAAACAUAAUAUUCACCUCAGUAUACAACACCAACACAGAAAAAAAUCAUAUUACUAGAUUGCAUUGAUAUCGAAGGAACUAGACUCAGUUCCGAAAUAUCACAUACUCGAACCGACCUGACCGCGUAGCUCAGUUGGCAGAGCAUUGGGCUAGUAUUCCAAAGGUCGUAGGUUCGAUUCCCACCGUGGCCAGGCAUAUUUUUCAAGCUUACCCAGUGUGGAUAUACACUCAGAGUAACAUCACAAACAUAGUUUCUAUCUGUUUCUACAGGGGAUUGUGUGGUCAGUAUCUGGACAUCAUGGAAUCCUUGCGUGCCAAGCAAAGGUGGAUGUGUUCAAAACAGAUGGAGAAAGACGGAACGUCAAGAACACGUGACUUCGGUGAAGAAGUGUAGUGGGUACGCGAUAGAAAAAAUAAAUUGCACUUGUCCGUCUCCAGGAAAGGUUGUUACGAGCGAUUGGACAACUUGUGUGCUGAAUCAGAUCCUUGGACCUGGCUGUGGAAAAGGUGAAGUUUUAAGUGUUCAAAGAGGAUGAUUUUGAACACAGCCUCGCACAAAUAGCAUGAAAAAGGGUUUCAUGUUUAAUGGGGCAAAAAUAUGGAACUCAGUCCCUAUUACACCAACACAGAAAAAAUCAUGAUUACUAGAUUACAUCGAUAUCGAAGGAAGUAGAUUCUGUUCCGAAAUAUCACAUACUCGAACCGACCUGACCGCGUAGUGAGGUUGGCAGAGCAUUGGGCUAGUAUUCCAAAGGUCGUAGGUUCGAUUCUCACCGUGGCCAGGUAUAUUUCUCAAGCUUGCCCGGUGUGGAUAUACACUCAGAAUAACAUCACAAGCAUUAUAUGUUUUGUUAGUUCUGUAUAUUGUUAGUUUUACAAUUGGAGCAGUUACGUUAUUUCUAUUUUUUAUUAGAUACCAUAAGAACAUUUUUAUAUAAUAACUUUUGAACAUACGCCCUUCGUGGAAAUCAAUAUUUUUAAUUGACAUAGUUUAAGCGUGUCAAAAUAAAAUUUUCUAUCUAUCUGACCCCAAGGUAAAGUACAUGCUCUAUCUAGUCCUGGGUCUGGGAUGAGUGCGUUCUGAUAUUCAUUUGUCCACUUUUACCAGGAAUGCAGUACAGAUCAGUAAAGUGCGAGGGUGAAAAUGGGACAAUGCUGGAUAAGAAACACUGCCCAAACUUUGACACUACACUUCCAUCACGUGACUGUGAAAUACCUUGCCCCGUGGAUUGCAUCAUGGGAGACUGGAACGAGUGGUCGCGCUGUACAACUGCGUGCGGACCCGAUGGUAAAAUCCAGAGAUCGCGAAAAGUGAUAAUGUUCAGACAAAACGGAGGGAGAAAGUGUCCAGAGGGGACACAGUUCCGGCCAUGUAACAAUAUGCCGUGUUAUACAUAUAGUCUCAGCCGUGGGGCCUGGGGCAAAUGUUAUGUUAAUGGUCGUGGGUGUGGCUAUGGUAGUCAGAGUAGAGAAACCGUUUGUCGUCGAAGUGACGGGGAGAUUGUCGGUUGGCAUUUCUGUUUUGGUCAGUUGAAAAAGUAAGUGUUAGAUUACGACAGAUUUAGGUUUCCUCCUGUAGUAAUAUGGGAUCAAUAAGAGAUGAUCCUUACUGGACCUCUAGGAAGAACAGUUUAGAACUGAUAUAGCAGUCCAGUACAAAUAAAGUUAGUUUAGUUUGGGUUUCCUCCUGUAGUAACACUGGAUCAAUAAGAGAUGAACCUUACUCGACCUCUAGGGAGAACAGUUUAGAACUGACAGAGCUAUCCAGUAUAAAUAAAAUUAGUUUCGUUUAGGUUUCCUCCUGUAGUAACACUGGAUCAAUAAGAGAUGAUCCUCACUGGACCUCUAGGGAGAACAAUUUAGAACUGAUAGAGCUAUCCAGUAUAAAUAAAGUUAGUUUUCUUCAUUCAUUAUCAUCAACGUUAUGUCUGAAUUUAGGUCAUCUGAUGAUGCAGCAAAAUUAAAAGUUCUUCAAGAUGCAAUAAACAACAGUUCACAACUCACGCUAACGUCAUCACGAGGUUGUGUCGUAUCAUGUCCCGGUGACUGCUUUAUGUCUGUCUGGAGUGAUUGGAGCGAGUGCGGUAGCAACUGCUUUGGAAAUGACACCAAAUGUAAGUACCCGAUUGUGUUGACAGGCGAUAAAAGGGCUACCUGACGUGCUGAAAAGAGGGUGGUAUUUAAUAUCACAUCGCUAUGUAACAUAAAAAUAUUUCGUUAGAUGCAAAAAAUCUUUGCGAUUAUGAUUAAGCCAUUUUAAAAAUGCCAUACGUUUUUACCUCUUAUCAUAUUAUAAGUAAGUGGGAGUGUGAUAAUCGUAUUUACUUGCAGUUGAGAGCUAGGCCGAAUUGCGAAUGACGCAGUUCAAUACGAAGGCUUUUCAAGGGCACCUCGUGACUUAUAUCUGAUCACGGCGCAUACUACGGUGGGAGGGGUCAGUUAUGGGCUACCCCACCACCUGUGAAACAGGAGUAAAGCCCUGGGCAAACUAGGAAACAUUGUUGUGGAAACAUUUGUGAUUCUCGAUGUUUCCUCGAAUGUUUCCCUGUUUGCCCAACCGUGGAAACAUUGUUGCGGAAACAAAAUUUGCUUCUCGAGAAGCAAAAAUGUUUCCUACCAUAUUCAGAAACAUUUAAUGUUUUCCUAUGUUUCUCACUAAUGUUUCCUAGUGUUUGCCCACUCUGGGAAACAUGGCGAAAUAUUGGUAGGAAACAAUGUUUCCGCAACAAUGUUUCCUAGUUUGCCCAGGGCUUAACCCACGACUUUGGGUAGAGCGUUGACUAAAUGAAGUUUGCGGCCAUCACAAAAUUGUGCUGUUACUGACUGUUUUCGCAUGAAUGUCUGGGGUCCACGAUCUCGGUGGUAAAAUGCGCCUUGCUCUGACGAUUCGCGAUUGCGCCAGCAAAGCCCUCAUCACAAUUACAAUUUUUUAUUUAUUUUUUGUACAUUUUCUUUUCCCUUGAAACACUUAUCUGCUAGAAAUUUUAAGACGUGCAUUUUUAAUGUCGAUUGAUAUCUUAGAUGUUCAUCAAGUUGGUUAAAAAAUUCUUUUGGAGUACAAAUAUUUCUGCCGCCUAAUUUAGCCCUGACUAUAUGAGGAAUUUUGUGGGUUCGUUGAUGCGAUCGCCGGGCCGGUAUUUCUUGAUUUGCCAGAUUUUGAUUUGAAAACAUUGACAUUCAACAAUGUGACAUUCAUUAACAUGUCAUUCUGUACAUAUUUGGAAAUGUUUGUCUGAAAAUUGUUGCACAAUCAUCACCUCAGAUAUUUUUGAAGCCGCUUAACCAGGGGGAAAGAAUAUUAAUCCGACAACAAGGAAAUCGCCGAAACUAAUUUUAUUAGCACACAGGCCUGAUUAGCACAUAUCCUUGCCAGUAUUUCGUCUAUAAAUAACCCUCAUAGAUUCUCUCUGUCGAAUGAUAUGUCUCAAAUUAGCAUCGGAAAUAACACGGUUCGAGAGGUAUUAAUGAAGAAUUUGUUAAUCCUUUGAACAUUCUGCAAUAAUGGUAUUUUAGACCAGUUUUAGGCGACUUAAUUUUCAUACUAUGGCCGAGACAAUCAUUCUGUUCGACUUUACUGAAUGGGUUAUUCCAGCUAUAAACUAAAUUUUGAUCAAGGCAAGAAGUACGAAAUCCAACACCACAGCUAGAAAGAGCGUCUUCGAAUGAGUAAAACUGCAAAGAUUGGUUGCUAAAUGUUGUAAUAUGAGGAAAAUAUAGCCCUGUAAAGUUCGCAAAUUUUGUAUAUAUUUGUAUUACGCGCGGUAAAAAUAACCACUUUCGGCUCAAAAAUGGUUAUUUUUACCGCGCGUAAUGCAAAUAUAUACAAAAUUUGCGAACUUCACAGGGCUAUAUUUCCCUCAUUUUACAACAUUUAGCAACCAAUCUUUGCAGUUUUACUCAUUCUAAGACGCUCUUUCUAGCUGUGGUGUUGGAUUUCGUUUUUCUUGCCUUGAUCAAAAUUUAGUCCAUAGCUAGAAUCACCAUUAUAUAGUAUGGCAGUCUAUUUAUAGGACGAAUCAUUAGUCAUAUGUAGAAUCUAAGGCCGUUCGAAAGGCAAAAAUUAUUCCGAGAAGGGCAGAUUUGCGACUUCCAACUAGUCGCAGAUCACGCGACUCUGGCUGGGUAGCCAAAUAUGGCAGCAGAUAAAUAUUAUUUUAUGUUUAUAUCCAACAGAUUCUCAAACGCGAACUCGUGUGAUAAUUUCCUCCCCAGACGCGGGUGGUAAAGCGUGUUCGUCGGAUCUCCUUCAAACGCAAGAAUGUAAAUCUGUGGGUUCCCUGUGCAUUGGCGCGCAGUGGAGGACUAGUGCUUGGCAGGGGAAUGGCACUAGAGCGGUCUGGUGUGAGACCUCAAGUGGUGUGAAAGUAACUGGAGCGUGCGCCGCACGAAAUAAACCUUCGGAAACAAAAUCAUGCAGCCCAACUUGCUCAGGUAAUGGAAUUUCGGAG
Molecule: messenger RNA, 22156 nt
Organism: Paramuricea clavata
Lineage: Eukaryota; Metazoa; Cnidaria; Anthozoa; Malacalcyonacea; Plexauridae
Source: the annotation of a GenBank genome assembly